Messenger RNA from Drosophila pseudoobscura, 1727 nucleotides. Its product is annotated as stearoyl-CoA desaturase 5. Lineage: Eukaryota; Metazoa; Arthropoda; Insecta; Diptera; Drosophilidae. Gene Ontology annotation, molecular function: iron ion binding; stearoyl-CoA 9-desaturase activity. The transcript has 6 exons. Gene Ontology annotation, cellular component: endoplasmic reticulum membrane. The record is from RefSeq and is a predicted model, not a curated record. Gene Ontology annotation, biological process: unsaturated fatty acid biosynthetic process. Bases 1 to 1548 code for a protein of 515 amino acids.
AUGUCGACCGUUGGGGCGUUGUUAGUCAUUUCGGUUCGUUCGUUCGCUUGGUCAACAUAUCCCCAGAGCAGAAAAACUGAGAAUCAAAAAACGCGACGCCGCCGCUGCGUAUCAGUCCUAACGGUAGUUCCGAAGCUUCCUCCGCGUUACGCUAUAGCAGUCUCAGACUCAGUUGUUGCAGAAAACCAAGUACGUGGAGCAGUGUCAGAUAUCGGUGCAAAGCUCCGCAAUCUCGUAACUCGAUCUCCGAUCACCAAUUACACCAUGUGCCUUUCCUCACCGACACUAGCGCCCGGUCAGAGCCAGGCACCCGAGAGCCGAUGCAACGGGUCCUGCAGCCUGGAUAAGAACGGUAGCCGCAGCAGCAGCACUACCACUAGCAGCAACGGCAGCAACGGAGAGCUGAAGCUGAGAGGCCACUCCAUAGGUGCUAGACAGACCAAAGAGCCCGAGAGGGAGCUAGACGAUAAUUUAGGUUAUAAGGAGGAAAACGCUGUAUACAAGGAGAACACUGAGAAGGAGCAGAAGGCGCAGGAGCAGCUGAUCAAGGAUCAAGAGGAGGAGGAUGAGGUCUACAAGCCAGAGAUCAGAUGGCCCGAUCUGGGGGCCCAGACCUUCCUGCACGUCGGGGCCCUUUACGGCGUCUACCUGCUUUUCUACGCCAAGUUCUACACAUUCCUCUGGGUGGUUGGUACCAUCUGGGUAUCAGGCAUUGGGAUCACGGCGGGUGCGCAUCGUCUUUGGUCGCACAAGUCCUACACUGCCUCCUGGGGUUUGCGCGUUCUGCUCGCUUUCGCCUUCUCCAUAGCUGGUCAGCGCGAUGCCUACACCUGGGCCCUGGACCAUAGGAUACACCACAAGUUCUCGGAGACGGACGCAGAUCCGCAUAAUGCGAAGCGCGGCUUCUUCUUCGCCCACGUGGGCUGGCUGUUCCUCACCCCCCACCCGAAGGUGGUGGCCAAGCGGAAGGUGAUCGACAUGUCGGAUCUGGAAGCCGAUGCUGUCUGCAUGUUCCAGAGAAAGUACUAUAUUCCACUCUUCGCCCUCUGCUCGAUCAUUCUGCCCGUGUGCGUGCCCUGGUACUUCUGGGGCGAGAGCCUCUGGAUGUCCUUCUGGAUCAACUUCAACAUGCGAUUCACUUGGACCCUCAACGUGGCCUUUUUCGUGAACAGUGUGGCCCACAUGUAUGGUAACAGGCCAUACGAUAAGAAUAUCAUGUCCGUGGAGGCGCCCAUCGUUUCACUGCUGGCCAUGGGCGAGGGAUGGCACAACUAUCAUCAUGUGUUCCCCUGGGACUACAAGACGGGCGAGUUCGGAAACUACAGCCUCAACGUGACAACGGGCUUUAUUGACUUUUGCGCCCGCCUCGGCUUGGCCAGUGGACGAAAAGUUGUUUCCCCCGACAUGGUCAAGCGACGCGCGGCCAAGUGUGGGGAUGGCACACGAUUCCUGGACGACGAGUUCGCUCACAAGGAUCAGGUCUGGGGCUUUGGGGACAAGGACUUGCCGCGAGAAGACCUCGCAGAGUUGGCCAAGAUGCAAAACUGAGGGCUAGAGAUCUGGCACCGUAUUAUCUUUUCAGCCUGUGGUUUCAAUAGUCUUAAGUUCAAGUUGCAGCCGUCUCCCCAUCCUCGACAUCAUCCCAGGACUCAUCCCAGCUCGACGUUGCUUUCGUUACUUACCCGCUAGUACUCGGGUCAAUAAACUAUGUUUUUUAUUAAACCCAA